AAUAAUUAUAGUUCCAACUAUUAGAUAAAAUUACAUAUAAAGUAUGUUGGUCUUACAAAACUUUAUAAAUGGAAAAUUUGUUGAUGGAAAAAAAUUUAUUGAUGGUUUUGAUCCCUCAAAUGGAAAAAUUUAUGCGCAAAUUCCAGAUAGUGACAAUGAAGAAGUAGAAAUGGCUGUUAAUGCUGCAAAAUCUGCAUUUUUGGGAUGGAAAACUUUUAGUUCUGAAGCCAGAUCAAAAAUAAUGCUCAAAGUGGCUGAUAUUAUUGAAAGCAGAAUAGAUGAGUUUGCCCUUGCAGAGUCUAAAGAUCAAGGCAAACCAGUUUGGCUUGCUAAGCAAGUUGACAUUACUCGUGUUGUUCAUAACUUUCGUUUUUUUGCCUCAGCUAUUCUACACACAUUAAAUCACUCAACAGAGCAACCUGAGUUUGAUGUUCUAAAUUACACUGUUAAUGUACCAUGUGGAGUAGUUGGUUUGAUAACACCAUGGAAUUUACCAUUGUAUUUACUUUCAUUUAAGCUAGCUCCUGCAAUUGCAUGUGGAUGUUGUGUUGUUGCCAAACCAAGUGAAAUGACUUCUGUAACUGCUUGGAUGUUGUGCAAUGUUCUUUCUGAAGCUGGAUUACCUCCUGGCGUUGUUAAUAUUGUAUUUGGCACUGGUAAACUUACUGGCAAUGCUAUUGUGACUCAUCCUGAAAUAAAAACACUAUCAUUUACUGGCUCCACUGUAACAGGAAAAUACAUUAUGGAAAAGAGUAGUUCUUUUAUGAGAAAAUUUUCUUUAGAGCUUGGUGGUAAAAAUGCAGCAGUAAUAUUUCCUGAUGCUAACAUAGAGAAAUGUUUGUUAACAUGUGUAAGGUCAGCUUUUACAAAUCAAGGCGAAAUUUGUUUAUGCACCAGUCGGUUGUUUGUUCAUCAAGAUAUCUUUAAAAUGUUUUGUGAGCGUUAUGUUUCUUUAAUAAGAGAGCUUAAAGUUGGAAAUCCAUGUGAUGCGUCUACAAAAAUAGGUGCUUUAGUGAGUAAAGAACAUUUAGAAAAGGUUAAGACUUACAUAAAAUAUGCAAUUGAAGAUGGUGGAACUAUAUUAUGUGGAGAAACAAUUGAUUGUCUGGAUUUGCCAGAAGAAAUUAAAGAAGGUUAUUAUUUUCAACCAACAGUUUUGGUAAAUUUAUCAGAUAUGUCAAGGUGUAUGCAAGAAGAAAUUUUUGGUCCAGUUGUUUGUAUUUCCCCAUUUACAACAGAAGAAGAGGUUAUAAGUCGUGUAAAUAAUGUACCUUAUGGUUUAUCAGCUUGUGUAUGGAGUCAAAAUGCAUCAACUUUGCAAAGAGUGUCUGGAAAACUUGAUGUAGGAACAGUUUGGUGUAAUUGCUGGAUGAUUCGAGAUUUGCGCAUGCCAUUUGGUGGAAUGAAAAUGUCAGGCUUGGGAAGAGAGGGUCAAGAUUACUCAUUUGACUUCUUUAUGGAAAAAAAAACAAUUUGCAUGCAGUUUUAAUCGAUAAAAUUUUAUUGUUUAUAUAAGUUUAAGAAAAAAAGUUUUUAUAAAAUUGAAUUAUAUUUUUACAGAAGAUUGAAAAUUUGGUUUAUGUAGAAAAAGGAAAUUUCUUAUUUUUGUUUAGUUUCUAUUUUCUUGAUUUUUAUUGUUUUUACUGUUGUUCUACUAUAUCAACGUCUUCGAAUUCAAAAAUUUUUUAUUUGAAAUUUAAUAAUUUACAUAAUCUUUACUUUCUACAUAUCUUAUAAUAUAAAUUAAUAAUUUCUAAAAAGCUAUUCAAAUUAAUGAGGAAUUAAAUUACUUAAUCAAGAAUUAGAAGUAAUAAUAAAUAAAAGGAAUAAUGAAUUUAAAAUGAUAAUUGAUCUUCAUGGUUUAACAUGGUUUUUGUUCAUUAUCUUUAAUUACGUAGCAUUAAGGGUUGUUACAUUUUGAUAAUUAAAGUAAAAUAAUAUUCUUAACAAAACUUUAUAUUGGUUAUAAAAAUUAUGUUAUGUAUAAUAAUCUUAAAAUGUAAAAAAUUUAUGGUUUGGUGUGACUAAGUAUUGUUUUUAUGAAACUUUAUUUGAAUAGCAUCAUGUUUGUUAAAUUAAAACAUUUAUUUUAGGUA
Molecule: messenger RNA, 2096 nt
Organism: Hydra vulgaris (swiftwater hydra)
Lineage: Eukaryota; Metazoa; Cnidaria; Hydrozoa; Anthoathecata; Hydridae
Product: 2-aminomuconic semialdehyde dehydrogenase
Molecular function (GO): oxidoreductase activity, acting on the aldehyde or oxo group of donors, NAD or NADP as acceptor
Source: RefSeq, a predicted model, not a curated record